CUCUAGAGCCCGCCGCUCCCCCUCCUAUCGCAGCUCCUUGCCCUUUAUCGCAUCUCUCUGUCCCUGCAUCUGUCACCCCGACUCAAUCGCAUCCCGCAUCUUCUGUCCUUUCCCCUCCGCAAACAAUGAAGGUCAGCGAUGCCUCCCAUGGUCACGUGCUCAUGCUGUCGACGUGGCCCCUGUGUGUUAUUUGCUUCAGAUCUUGUGCGUCUUGGCCGUUUUGGCAGUGGUUGCGUCUGCGGAGGAGCCGCCUCACCUGCGGAAGCUUCAGGAGGUGAUUACUGCAGAUGCAUGACGACGAGGGCCAAGGGGAGAUGCGAUACGUUUGCAUUGUGCUGGAUAUGUGCGUUUGAUUCGCCAGAACGAGACGUCGGUCUUCCAGGACAUCCAGGGCCGUGUGGACCAGCUCUUCUGCCAAUCGGUGGGCGCACACAUAGAGCGGGGGUGUGCACACAUGCUCACUCACCGGUGUGUGGUCCAAUGCAGAAGGAGGACUGUGAGGAGAACCAGCACUGCGUGAAGGUCCUGGGCGAGGUGGGGUUGGAUGACACAGUCAACCGAGGCAUAUGCCGCACCGAGAGCGAGGCCUGCGUCUGCACGGGCAACUACACAUGCGUCGAAUGGUGCGCAUAGCAUGCAUUGGCGGCACAAGCACUCACAUAUUUCUAGAUUGACUGGUCACAUCGGUCGGUGCCCAUCUGCGUGUCUGCCUGUCUCUUUCUUGUGUGUCUGUCUACGUGUGCAGGUUUGCGUUGGGCACCAUCCGUUCGAAUGUGUGCCGCAAACUCUGCCCAGAGGAGGACCAGGACGUCUGUGACUGUGCUGAGGGUAUGUUUGUACCUCACGUGGGGAUGGGCAUGUUGAUGGGUCGCGGCUGAGGCGUUUGUGUCCGGUACGUGUGCAGGAGAGGAUUGCGUGGAGCGUGCCGCCGGCAUCAGUUUGCUCGGCGAUAUCUUCGACAAGUGCACCUGCCACAAGCGGAAGGGCGCUGACGACUGCGACGCAGAAGAGGGUAGGGCCCACACUAGAUCCAGAUGGGAUACGCCCACACCCACGUGGACGUCCACCCACCUCUGUGUGUGUGUGUGUGUGUGUGUAGGCUGUGCUGACGGCGAGGCGUGUGUGGGCUCUGGCAGUUGCGUGGGGCUUUUUGUGCCUGACGAGGAAUAGACACGCACUCAGACGUCCUCGCACCACAUAGUAUGUCAGCUAUCCUAUCCACCUUGUGUUGUGUUAUCUAUUAUACACGUUCGUUGAGUGGGGGUAAAGGGGGACAGUUUGUCUGUCGCUGUCUGUCUGACUGCAUGUGACGCUUUUUCUUGUCGGAAGAUGCACAAACACACACGCAGAGAGAGAGAGAGCGACUGCUGCAGUAGUAGGGAGCGUCAUGGCGUGCAUGUAUCAUCGGAUACACGCGCAUCCACCCAUCAACCCCAUCCAUCCAUCCAUUCUAGUAGUGAAGUUACCCUCAGUCACAUGCACACACACACCUUCAUACGAUACGCCCAAUCUGCCUGCGCUUUAGUGG
Molecule: messenger RNA, 1528 nt
Organism: Vitrella brassicaformis
Lineage: Eukaryota; Vitrellaceae
Source: the annotation of a GenBank genome assembly